Molecule: messenger RNA, 1628 nt
Organism: Nerophis ophidion (straightnose pipefish)
Lineage: Eukaryota; Metazoa; Chordata; Actinopteri; Syngnathiformes; Syngnathidae
Product: glial cell line-derived neurotrophic factor-like
Exons: 2
Coding region: 270-1010 (246 amino acids)
Biological process (GO): peripheral nervous system development; negative regulation of neuron apoptotic process; positive regulation of branching involved in ureteric bud morphogenesis
Molecular function (GO): growth factor activity; receptor tyrosine kinase binding; glial cell-derived neurotrophic factor receptor binding
Source: RefSeq, a predicted model, not a curated record
AUCAGUUCUAUGUGUGCCCGUCGAGGAACUUCGGCCAAUCUGGAUUUUGUAUUAUUAUUGUUAGAACAUUUUUGGUGGAGUUUGCGCAAUCGUGCGUAUUUGGAUGCUGCGCCAGGACGCACAUUAACACCCCCAGGGGGCACCAGCGGGCCACACAGGAGGCUUAACCCGAGUGGAGUGUCACCAACCUGGAAUAAAAUCCCUCGCCGUGUCCGUGAUGAGCAGAUGAGAGCGUUUGGUUCCGAGCCGCGCCAUGUCCCAAGAGGACCAUGAAGUUAUGGCAUAGCCUCAUGACCACUUCUUUCAUUCUGCUGGGAGUCGUGCACGCCGGCCGCGCGGCCCUGCUCCGGAGCCCACAGCGGCUGUCUUCUGGGGCAGGGGCGCCCAGGAAGGAGAGGCCCCUGGAGAGUCCACCUCUGCGGAUCAGCGUGUCCGUCAACUCGCAGGAGGACUGGGGAGACAAAUACACCAUGGAGGAGCCUGUCUCGGCCGAGUUUGAGGAUGUGGUCGACUUGAUCAAAGUACGCAUCAGCAGAAUACGCCGCUCCUCCUUCCCGCCCACGGAGCCUUCUCAGACCUUACCUCCUCCAAGGACCUCCAAAACUAACAAGAGAGGUCGACGUAUCAGACGCAAGAGGAAGAACAACUCAAGCCGGCCGAGAGAUGCCAAAAAGAAAGGCGGGGCUAGAGGAAAGAAGACAGGAAGUGGGCGGGGCCAGGGCUGCAGGCUGAAACAGAUCCAACUCAACGUGACCGACCUGGGUUUGGGUUACCGCUCUGAGGAGGAGAUGAUAUUCAAGUACUGUGCGGGGCCCUGCAGGAAGUCAGAAACCAACUAUGACAAGAUCCUGCACAACUUGGCUCACCGCAGGAAGUUCCCCGCCAAAGACACACCCCAGCAGGCCUGCUGUCGGCCAAUCGCCUUCGACGACGACCUCUCUUUUCUGGACGAUAACCUGGUGUACCACACUGUGAGGAAACACUCCGCCAGGAAGUGUGCUUGUGUCUAAGGACUUCUAAACGUUAAUCAUGUCAUGUGCAUACUUGCCAACCCUCCCCAAUUUUUCGGGAGACUCCCGAAUUUCAGUGGCUCUCCCGAAAAUCUCCGGGGACAACCAUUCUCACGAAUUUCUCCCCAUUUCCAGCCGGACCUGAGUGAAGACAGCCUGUUGUCACGUCCACUUUUCCUCCAUAUAAACAGCGUGCCGGCCCAGUCACGUUACAACAUCUACGGCUUUUGAGCUCAGUGCGCAACUGCACACACAACAAAAAGGAGACUAUUAUAUACGUCUCCGUUAUCCAUAGGGUUAUCUAUAUCCCAUAAAGUAGGCAGGCACGGAGCUAUUUCUCAGCAUGUUUAUUCCAGCCGGCAGAUUAGUACACUGACACACAUCAUUCGGAUUCCCAUCAUGCGUUGCUUCAAAACUACGGCAAGUAGAAAGAUAGUGAGAAUAGAACGAGGAUGGACAAUUCAACCCUAAACUCACUUCUUUCCUGCAAAUUAAAUUGCACAGAUGCUGCCCAUACCUAUGCUCCUUCAGGGGCUGUGCUACUGGCUGCAAAGCAUUGCACUUUUAAAUACAACGAUGAGUAAAGGAGUGUUAUGUGUCAAUAAAUGAACACUGAAA